Molecule: messenger RNA, 2891 nt
Organism: Chelonoidis abingdonii (Abingdon island giant tortoise)
Lineage: Eukaryota; Metazoa; Chordata; Testudines; Testudinidae
Gene: GLOD4
Product: glyoxalase domain containing 4
Source: RefSeq, a predicted model, not a curated record
UUUACGUCAUCGCCGUGCGCCGGAAGUAGGGGUAGAAGUCAGGAGAUGGGAGCCCGUCGCGCGCUGCACUUCGUGUUCAAAGUGGGGAACCGUGGCCAGAGCGCCCGCUUCUACCGCGACCUGCUGGGCAUGAGGAUUCUAAGACAUGAAGAAUUUGAGGAAGGCUGUAAAGCUACUUGUAAUGGCCCUUAUGAUGGAAAGUGGAGCAAAACAAUGGUGGGCUAUGGGCCCGAAGAUGAUCACUUUGUUGCAGAGUUGACCUACAAUUAUGGCGUUGGAGAGUAUCGACUCGGCAGUGACUUUCUGGGCAUGACUCUUGUGUCCAGCCAGGCAGUGAACAAUGCCAGGAAGAUGGGAUGGCCACUCAAAGAAGUUGCAAAGGGUAUGUUUGAAACUGAAGCCCCAGGAGGAUACAAGUUCUACUUGGAAGACAAAGAACAACCAAAGCAAGAUCCUGUGCUAAAAGUAACUUUGGCAGUCUCGAACCUGCAGAAGUCUGUUAGCUACUGGUCUGAUCUGCUGGGAAUGAAAAUUUAUGAGACGAAUGAGGAAAAGCAAAGGGCUUUGCUAGGCUAUGCAGAUAACCAGUGUAAAUUGGAGCUGCAGGGCAUUGGCGGAGCAGUGGAUCAUGGCACAGCUUUUGGGCGGAUUGCCUUCUCUUGCCCAAAGGAAGAGUUGCCAAACAUUGAAGCACUGAUGAAGAAGGAGAAGCAGAAGAUUUUAACUCCCCUAGUUAGCUUGGACACCCCUGGAAAAGCAACAGUGCAAGUGGUUAUCCUGGCUGAUCCCGAUGGCCAUGAAAUCUGCUUUGUAGGAGAUGAAGCAUUUAGAGAGCUUUCCAAGAUGGAUCCUAAUGGCAACAAGCUGUUAGAUGACGCAAUGGCAGCAGACAAAAGUGACGAGUGGUUUGCUAAGCACAAAAUGCAGAAGGCUUCUGCUUAGCUGAAGAGAAUUGUAUCAUAAAUGGUGCCUUUAGCUGCUAAACACCUGUGAAAUGUGUCCAGUUUUGCAGUCAUGUUGUCCCCAUUCAGUGAGAGAGUCUGCAAUGCCCUUUGAUUUAAUAAAAAAAUCCAGCUCUUUCUUAGAAGCUGGAUUCUCCUUGCAGAAAUCUGUAGGAGAAAAGGGGGAAAGUUACACUGUGCUGUGAUGGGUAGAUUGAGCACUUGAUUUCAUAAUGUGGGAGGUCAUGAACUAGUAAUAUGCCACCCUCUCAAGCUUUUCUCUUUCCUGUUGGAUUGAAAAAGACCAGAGUUUAGCCUAGAAAUGCGCUGAAUUUUUUUUUGGUAUUUUAGGUAGCAUAUAUUUACUGCAGUAUGUGUACUGAGCUAUCUUUCUGCAGGGAUUUAGGAGUGAAGAAUAACUCAAUUUCAAAUUCACCCUGUGGAUUAAGACCAGAACCAAUUCACUGCAUGCACUAAAACAAUGCUAGCAAGGGGGAUUUAGAUUAAAUUAUGGUAUUUUAUUCUAACUGGCAGUUCUCUUCCAAAUAAUUCAUGCUGCUAAAACUGAUAGAAUAAAAAUUCGUGGUUCAGAGCUGGGUGGAAAAAAGCUUUUUGGAAGUGUUGAAAUACUUGCUUUCAAAGCAAAGUAUAGAUUAAAGAAUAAAACAAAUCUUAUAUUGCUGGUUGGUUCCAUUCAUGGAAAAUGUAUUGGACAACUCCAGAACUUAGAACUUCCUGCCAUGAAGUGAAAGGGACAACAUUAAUUGUGCUUUAAUAGCAAAUAGACUUAGUAUAUGUUACAGCGCAUUUUGUAAGGUCAGUGGCUUUAGCAAUGCUUGGUCUGCUGCACAUGGAAAAGAAAAAGCCUUGGGGUAGCUACUGUUUGUUGUGAACAGUGCAUGUAUUGUGUUUUUAUGACCUAGAUUAAAGCUGGAACUGAGAGCUUGUCUACACCGGGAAAUUGAUCAGCAUAAUUACCAUAAUAAAUAUCUAGCUCUUAGUGGAAUAGCUAUGCAGGUCAGUUUCCCUAUGUAGGCAAAGCCUGAGGCUGACAUCUAGGUUUUGAUUCUGACAAAAACCUCCCUGAAGCCAGAUGUAGAUGGAUAGCUAGUUGCUGUUAGCUGGCAUAUGAUUAAAAUGGUUGCACAUAGCUUAUCUUUUUUUUCCAAAUAAACAUCAAACAAAUCACUGCAGUACUAAUGAGAACGCCGUGAUGAACUUGGUAUAAAUGCCUAAGUCAACAGAAUGUAAAGUACAUGGACCAAGCUUCUUAGCUUCCAAACCAUCAAGACACAAAGGUCUGACAUAGACCUCAAAAUACUGGGCAAAAUCAAUGGAUGGAAUGGGCGGGGGGGGGCAAAAUUCUUAGACACAUUAACCAAUUCUCAGCAUGUUUCCUGUAUGCAGAAUUUCUAAAGAAUGAUGCAGUGACUGAUUUGGGAAGAACCAAUAUAGAGUUUAAAAUGUGUGACUGCACAGCUGAGAAAUCUGCUCAGGUUAUGUCUUCAAAAACUUUGUUUUGUCUCUGUACUGCCAGUGUAACUGUUCUUUCGUUUCCGCACUCAGCAUAAAAUUCUGGCUCAAGCUCAAACCAUCCUUUCAGGCCUGAGGAAACGAGGUUAUUUUGGAGAAUGAGGAAAGCUGAGGAUAGGCCUUAUUGGACUAGUUCUGUCCUAUGGCUUCCAUGCACAUUAAGCUGCAUUGUAUCUGUCUGCUAACUGCAGCGCACCAAACACUUGACAUUCCAAAUGGGGGUUACGUAGCCAGUCAGACUUUGUUAUUUGUGAGCAGGGAAGAGUAAAGUGACAAAUGAGCAGCUGUCUGGAAAUGAGCUUUGUUGUUAACUGUGUUAAUUUAACAACUUGUCUUCCUUUGGGUUGAACCGACUUCAUGCCUGCUAUUGCUGAUAGAACUGUAGGAUCAGCAUGUUCUGAAUAAAUAUCUACAAUA